CAGGUGCGUGCUAUCGUACGAUAGCUAACUUGUUCGGCAUAGCCAAGUCUACAGUCUGCUGCAUUGUACACGAGUUCUGCGAAGCAGUUCGCCGUGUCCUCAUGCCCCAUUACAUAAAACUGCCCAAAGGGGAUGACCUGCAAGAGGUCAUUGAAGGCUUCCAGCAGAGAUGGGGUUUCCCGCAGUGUGGAGGAGCUAUUGAUGGGAGUCAUAUCCCCAUCAUUGCUGCAGAGGAUAACCACGCAGAGUAUUUCAACCGCAAAGGGUGGCACUCAGUUCUGCUCCAGGGUGUCGUGGAUCAUCGGUUUUGCUUCGCCAACAUCUAUGCUGGAUGGCCAGGGAGUGUUCAUGAUGCGAGGGUACUCCGGAAUUCCCAUGUGUACUCACUCGCAGAGAGAGGGGAGCUUUUUCCACCAGACACUGAGGAGAUAAUGGGCGUUCAAGUGCCAAUCAUGCUGCUCGGUGACCCGGCUUAUCCCCUUCGAAGCUGGCUGUUAAAAGGAUACUGUGACACAGAGACCCUGACAGCUGAGCAGAAGUACUUCAAUGGGCGCCACAGCAGAGCCACGAUGACUGUGGAGUGCGCUUUCGGCCGACUAGAGGGCCGGUGGAGGUGCCUUGCUAAACGGCUGGAUGUGGACAUUUCCCUCGUCCCCACCAUAAUCAGUGCAUGUUGCACACUCCACAACAUGUGUGAAAUGCACGGGGAGAAUUAUGAAGAGGCUGGUGGAACUGUUCCUCAUGUUGAGAGAUGGGCUGAAGGAGGGGGAUUUGUAGAUGUGCAGCCAUCAAGAGUCAGAGAAGUACUGACUCAGCUUUUUCUUAGCCAACGUUGAGCCACAAACUGGGCUGUCACAAUCAUUACAAUAUCGUUCAACAUUUUGUACUUUUUGACCUCAAUGUUUAUCUGUACAUAUAUUUGUUAGUUAGUUUCUGUGUCAUUAC
Messenger RNA from Carassius carassius (crucian carp), 945 nucleotides. RefSeq lists its product as uncharacterized. The transcript is spliced from 3 exons. Bases 102 to 836 code for a protein of 244 amino acids. The record is from RefSeq and is a predicted model, not a curated record. NCBI's taxonomy places the organism in Eukaryota, Metazoa, Chordata, Actinopteri, Cypriniformes, Cyprinidae.